Babesia ovata is the source of this 873-nucleotide messenger RNA. RefSeq lists its product as uncharacterized. The record is from RefSeq and is a predicted model, not a curated record. Bases 1 to 873 code for a protein of 290 amino acids. The transcript is spliced from 3 exons. Lineage: Eukaryota; Apicomplexa; Aconoidasida; Piroplasmida; Babesiidae.
AUGGAGGAGAUCGCAAAGAAUCGCAACGUUGAACCGUCGGAUAACUUUUUGUUUGGGGAGUUCCAUGCAGAUGAAUACAUGCUAGGCAAGACGACUGACAACGUGGCAGCCAUGCGGAAGCCUUCCUAUAACUACCGCCUUUCCCCAGAAGGGAGGAUGAAGCUAGAAAAUCGCAUUAUCCAUCUGAAGCACAUGGCCGCGUCUAACCCGGGUACCCCCAAAUCGGUACGCCCCAAACUUUGGAUAGUUCGCCCCAGCUGCGGCAACUACUGCGAGUUACUGGAGCGGGAUGACGAGUGCCUGAGGUCUUUUGUGAAGCGGGUGCGCAAGUAUUUCCCCCAGGAUCGACUGGAGAUCCUGAAGGUAAAGAUCGACAUUAAGAUGCCUUUGUGCGAGGUGUUUUUUGAGGGCGACAUCACCGACAUGGUGCGCAUCUUCUAUGCACGUGGUGGUACGCUGCAGUUUUACGUCGUUCCGCGCUUUUGGUCGCGUUGCCCACUGCUGGAGAAGGACCCGCGCCUCGAGGCCAAGUACGGCAAGUCGACGGCGCCGGGCCUCUUCCCCCAAUGGGACGAGGACGGAAUGCUAGAGGAGCUUAUGGACUGCAUGGACGUACGACCCGACUAUGCGCUGGAGUUCCGCCUGCCCAAUGCGUGGCAGCUUCUCCCAAUGGUACCGGAGCACGAUCGGGCCUUAAUGGUUUCGCUGUUCGAAAAAGUGCACUGGCCCACCCGCCUCCGAGUCCAAAGUGCAUUUGAGCAAGGCAUAGAAGACUAUCGCGAUGUAAUUUCUGACGAGUACGCGGAGCUGCAGCGCCUCGACCGCGGGCGAAGCAACAUUUUGGACUACUGGCUGCCACCGGUAGAGCAGUGA